Molecule: messenger RNA, 1737 nt
Organism: Rhodotorula graminis WP1
Lineage: Eukaryota; Fungi; Basidiomycota; Microbotryomycetes; Sporidiobolales; Sporidiobolaceae
Exons: 10
Coding region: 1-1686 (561 amino acids)
Biological process (GO): response to UV; nucleotide-excision repair; mitochondrial DNA repair
Cellular component (GO): nucleus; mitochondrion
Molecular function (GO): endonuclease activity
Source: RefSeq, a predicted model, not a curated record
AUGGCAGCCCGCGAUCGUGGCCGCUCGCCGUCCUCGUCCCUGUCGCCGCUCCCGCCCUCGCCAAAGGCCGACCUGUACGACCCGGCAGCCGACGCCCUCGGCUCGCCCGGCGAGGUCGCCGCAGACGGCCAAGGCUCCGUCAAGGUCGAGGACGACGAGGUCGUCGAGCCGCCGGCCAAGAAGAAGCGCACCCGCAAGCCCAAGGAGCCUGUCGUCUACACCAUCCCCGACGUCGAACGCCUGUCGACCACGUUCAAGGGUCGCCUCGGUUACGCCUGCCUCAACACGAUCCUGCGCAAGCACAAGCCGCCUGUCUUCUGCAGCCGCACGUGCCGCAUCGACACGAUCCUCAAGGAGGACAAGGGCAUGCCGUACCUCAAGGAGCUCGCGCGCCAGAACGUCCUCGACCUCGUCAAGCUCAUCGAGUGGAACGCCGAGCAGUGCGUCCAGUUUUCCCUUCUGUCGUCCGAGAUGGCACCUUUCGCUGCGCACCCCGACUACCAGUACAGCCUCGACUACAUGGAUAAGGAGCUCAAGGCCGUCGGCGAGGUCGCCAAUCGCCUCGGCGUCCGCCUCACGACUCACCCAGGUCAGUUCACGCAGCUCGGCAGCCCUCGCCAAGUCGUCGUCGAGAACGCCUGGCGCGACCUCGAGUAUCACAACGAGAUGAUGGACCGCAUGGGACUCGGCAAGGACAGCGUCAUGAUCAUUCACGGCGGCGGCGUCUUUGGCGACAAGGCUGCGGCACUCGAGCGCUUCAAGAAGAACUACCAGGAGUGCUCGCAAGGCGUCAAGAACCGCCUCGUGCUCGAGAACGACGAGAUCUGCUACAACGUCGACGACCUCCUGCCCGUCUGCGAGGAGAUGAACAUCCCGCUCGUCUUUGACUACCAUCACGACUCGCUCUUCCCCUCGUCUCAGACGCCGGCAGAGCUCCUGCCGCGCAUGCUCGCGACGUGGGAGCGCAAGGGCAUCCGCCCCAAGUUCCACCUGUCCGAGCCGAGGCGCGGCGCCGAGACGCUCAUGGAGAAGCGCGCACACGCCGAUCGCUGCCAGCGUCUGCCCGACGCGCUCCCCGACGACAUUGACCUCAUGAUCGAGGCCAAGGACAAGGAGCAGGCCGUGUUCCACUUGUACCGCAUCUACGGCCUCGCGCCGACUAUCCACGAUGACCUGCGUCCGCCUGCCGAGGUCGAGACGAAGCAGACGGCCGGCCGCAAGUCGCACAAGGCCAAGAAGCCCAAGAAGGAGGAGGCCGACACGGACGCGACGGCGUCGGCCGAGGGCGAGACGGCUACGGCGACCGACGGUACGGUCGAGCUGUCGGCCGAGGAGGGCGACGCGGUCGUUGGUGCGCUCGACAAGGGCGUCAUGCCGCUGCCCGAGGGCAAGAACGCCGAGGGCCAGGCCGUCGACCCGCCGCUCAAAGGUGGCGCCAAGAAGUCGACGACCCCCAAGAAGCGCACGCCGAGGAAGAAGAAGGCGACGACGCCCGUCAAGGUCGAGGCGAACGACGAUGUCGAGGCCGACGCCGACGCCGAGGCCACGCCCGUCAAGAAGCGCACGCCGGUCAAGCGCAAGGCCAAGGUCGAGGAGGGCAGCGAGGAGGAGGUUGCGCCCAAGCCCAAGAAGGCGCGCACGCCGAGGAGGGCGGCGCCGGCCAAGGUGGAGGACGACGAGGAGUGAGCCUCGUUAUAGACGUCGAGACGCGCUUGCCCAUUAUCGUUUCGCCUCCUC